UUGAUGCAGGUGGGAGAUUGGGGCCGGAGGGGUCAGUACAAUCAGUCCCACGUGGCAGCAAUGAUGAGCCUGCAGGCCUCCCUUGUUGGACCUGAUUUUGUUGUCAGCGUUGGGGACAACUUCUAUCCAAGUGGCCUGUCGAGCCCAUCAGAUGAAGCUUUCAGCAAGUCCUUCUCAGAUGCAUACAGCGCCAAGUCACUGCAGGUGCCCUGGUACACAAUUCUGGGCAACCACGACUAUGGGGACAAAUGCUACGAUGAGCAGCCGGGCUGCUACCCCACAGGAGACCUGGAUUGGCGCUGGAAUUGUGAGAGGACUUUCCAGAUGCACCUGGCAGGCGGCGAUGUGGAGUUCUUCUUCAUAGACACCAGCCCCUUUGUGCAAAAGUACUAUUACACCCCCUGGGCCAACUUCACAGGCGAGCAGAGCUGGCAGCGCCAGCUGGCGCAGCUUGAGGUGAACCUGAUGACAUCACGUGCAAAGUGGAAGAUCGUGUUUGGGCACCACCCGCCGCGCUCCAACGGCCACCACAACAAUACUGUCGAGCUCAUAGAGCAUGUGGAGCCCCUGCUGCAGGCGGCAGGGGUGCAGGCGUACUUUGCAGGCCACGAUCACAAUCUGGAGCAUAUACACAUGCCGAGGCGGACUCCCCACUACAUCAUCAGCGGCGGGGGUUCAAAAACUGAGCGCCCCUUCGAAGGGAGGGAGGGGUCUCUGUUCCAGUGGCCGAGCAGCGGCUUUGUGUCUGUGAAGCUAUUUGAGGAGGAGAUUGCGGUGGAAUUCUUC
Molecule: messenger RNA, 786 nt
Organism: Coccomyxa subellipsoidea C-169
Lineage: Eukaryota; Viridiplantae; Chlorophyta; Trebouxiophyceae; Coccomyxaceae
Product: Metallo-dependent phosphatase
Exons: 6
Molecular function (GO): acid phosphatase activity; ferrous iron binding; ferric iron binding
Source: RefSeq, a predicted model, not a curated record